Messenger RNA from Daphnia pulicaria, 788 nucleotides. RefSeq names its product chondroitin proteoglycan 1-like. Gene Ontology annotation, cellular component: extracellular region. The coding region runs from base 64 to 618 and encodes 184 amino acids. The record is from RefSeq and is a predicted model, not a curated record. NCBI's taxonomy places the organism in Eukaryota, Metazoa, Arthropoda, Branchiopoda, Diplostraca, Daphniidae. Gene Ontology annotation, molecular function: chitin binding. The transcript has 3 exons.
AGCUAAAGGCAUCAGAUCCUUUUUCAACUUUCUACACCGAACGUUCAACUUCAAACAUUCAGCAUGGCCAUCCGCGUCGCCACUCUCUGCUGCUUCCUCUUGCUCGUUGCGCUGGCAACGAGUGCCAAGAUUCCGCCUAAGAAGGGACAUGAUUUCAAUGAGUCCUCUAGCAAAGAGCAGGACAAGAGUUCGUCCAGCAGCGAACGCGAUUCAAGCGAAGAAGUUAAACUACCGGUGAAACGUACCACCAAGGCGAAGCCAACAACCACCACCACCACCACAACUGCCCCGACAACUAUUCAAGAGAUUACCACCACCACCACAACUGCCCCGACAACUAUUCAAGAGAUUACCACCACCACCACAACUGCCCCGACAACUAUUCAAGAGCUUACCACCAGGCCUACUACCCCGGAUACUACCCCAUCAACCGAAAAGUCGCUGUUGGAUUUCUGCCAUUGGGCGGCAGAUGGGAAUUACGUCAAUCCGUAUGAUUGCAAGACUUUCAUCAGCUGCUCCAAUCAAAUCACUUACAUUAGGAACUGCCCGGCUAAUUUGGUUUACAACCAACAGCUCAACUGGUGCGACUACAGCUACAAUGUACCCGGCUGUAUGUGAAGAAAUCCUGAUGGAGUUUCGGCACAGAAAUUAAUCGAAACGUUAUUACCAAUAUUUUAUUCCCACGACAUAAUAAUUACGACCAAAGUCAUUGCCAUUAUUUAGAAACAAGAAAUUUUGAAUAUUGCCAACAUUAGCGCAGUAAAUACAGACACAAUUUCCCCAAGUAA